This is a messenger RNA of Vanessa tameamea, 3087 nucleotides long. Its product is annotated as solute carrier family 35 member F1-like. Gene Ontology annotation, molecular function: transmembrane transporter activity. Gene Ontology annotation, cellular component: membrane. Bases 378 to 1130 code for a protein of 250 amino acids. Gene Ontology annotation, biological process: transmembrane transport. The transcript has 5 exons. The record is from RefSeq and is a predicted model, not a curated record. Lineage: Eukaryota; Metazoa; Arthropoda; Insecta; Lepidoptera; Nymphalidae.
GCUGCAUCAUUUUGGGUCAACUAUUGUCUCUACUAUUGAGUGGUAAAUGUAUUCUUACCACACUCCUACAAAGUGCUACUUGGCAAUUUCCUACUACUGGCCAGCUAAUUAUACCCUAUUUAAUACUUUUUAUUUUAUUCACACCAUCCCUAUUAUGCAUUGGACCUAAAAAAAUAUUACAAAAGUGGUGGUUAGUGCUUAUAUCUUGUGCUUUAGAUGUUGAAGCAAGUUGGCUUCUUGUGCUAUCACAGCGUUUCACAUCAGUACUUAGCUGACAACUGCUAGCAUGUAGUGGAGUAGGAGCUGCAUUGGUGGGUGGAGCGUGGAGGGGUCAAAGGCUGGGUGUGGCUCAUGUAGCGGGUGCUACCUUGGGCCUCAUGGCAGUUGUAUGUGUUGUAUGGGCUGAUGUUGAGGGUGCUCCUACUGAUGGUAAAAAUCAACUUGUUGGAGAUAUGCUCUGCUUAGGAGGUUCUCUCCUUUAUGCAGUAAUGACUGUGCUCCAAGAAAUCAUGCUCGAAUCACAUUCAUGUGCAGAGUACCUGGCUCUGCUUGGUUUUAUUGGCAGUGUUCUCUCUUGCACUCAAACAUUUUUCCUGGAGUUUGGAGAAGUAUUGACAUUUAACUGGUAUGAGCUUGAUACAAUUGUGCAGCUGGGAAGUUACUGUGGGGUGCAGACUAUAUUUCAGAUAUUGCAGAGUUUUAUGCUGCGUGAUUCUGGCUCUAUUAUACUGCAUCUAUCAUUUCUAUCUGCAGAUUAUUAUACUCUUAUUGCUGGAAUGUACAUAUUUCAAUUUAAGUUUCAUGCGCUGUACUUCCUGUCGUAUUUGUUGGCCAUGGUGGGCGUGUUCCUGUUCAGUUCGCGAGCCACGUGUCCGCCGCCAGCGCCCAUACUUCCUCAACUUAUCCAUGAUUCUGUGCAGUCACAGGAUAAUGUUUCCAUGGAGUUCACAGUGCCCACUCUGGACUGCAUUCCCCUCUCAGAGGGUCUUGAACCACCCAUGAGUAGAGAUACAACAUUUACAUCAUUCCUUGGAGGGCCACAGACAAACUUAUCUAAUGUUCCAAAUGGAAAUGUCACUUUUGGACACUCAAACGGUAUCAACAAUACUAAAGAACCAACUCAAAAUUAGCAAUGUUGUAUUUAUUGUCUUAUAGCAUCUUAAAAUUUGUAUUAUUAGUUAAGGAAUAAUUAAGUUCAUAUUUUAGGACCAAAGUAAGUAACCGCCUCAAACAUAUUGUUUUUGAAUAUUACAAUAUUAUUAUAUUCUAAAAUCAAAUUAUAAUUUCAAUAGUCUUAUUUAUUUACAGUUGAUUACGCUUAAUAGUUAUAAUAUAAUUAGCUAAAAUAUAUCUCAUUUAAAACAAGCAGGAAUUUGAAGUGUUAGUUCACUAGAUUCAAUGUAUGUAUUUGUAAAGAAAUCUACCUACCUUGAAUUAUUGUUUUAACAAAUUGAAUCUUAAGUCCUAGAUAAAUUUACAGUUCUGUUGUUAAAUUCUCAAGAAUGUAAUUCAUAUUUUGUGCUUAACAUUUGUUAUACAAAUAAAUUAAACUAAAAGUAUCUUAAUAAAUCUAAAUAUUAGUAGCAUUUAAUUUAAAUGUUUGUAGAAGUAUAUAAUAAUAGUUAAUAUAAAAUUUAGCGCACAGUAUAACCUAUCGAAAAAAUAAUACCAUAUUGUUAUUGGAAUUAAAUUUUAACCCGCAAUAAACGAAUUGAAAAUUUGUAUAAACAUAAACUGCCAUAUACUCGAAUUUUUACUCAAUUUUAAUCAAUUAGAUUUAGUAAUGUUUGUAUGGAAUUUUAAUGUAGUUUCUACAUAGAUUUAAGUAAUAUUCUUAAAUAGUACAUGUAAUAUUUUCUUGUGGUAUUUAAAGUAGUGUCACUUUUUAAAACACUUAUUAUUGUUUUAAACAGCCAUGUUAAAAGCUGCAUUUACAUUUCUAUGAAAACUAUUUAAGUAUAAAAUAGUGCGUGAUUUUAUAGAAAAUUUUUAGGUAAAUUAGAAUGCUUUAUAUAUUACUUUAUUUAACCAAAGAAAUAUAUAUAAUAUCUAAAAUCAAUAAAUAUUUCUUUUUUUAAAGAUUCAAAAUAUUUUAAGUACAUUAAACUAUUUCAUACUGUGAUUUAUUUGAUAUUAAGAGAUUAUUGUGAUGUUAUAUUUUAAAGAAUUUAUUCGAAUUGAGUUAUAUUAAUUAUUUACUGUAAUUGCUUAUCUAGUAUAAGAUGUAUGUAUAACGCUCAAUUACUAAAAGUAAGAUUUUAAUAUGCAAUUUAAAUAUUUAGUCCAUUAGUUAAAAUAUUGAUUGACUCAAAAUGAUAAAUGGAUUUGAAUGUUUUUAUUUCUUAUUGAAAAGAAACAUGUUUGCAUAGUUAUGCUAAAUGUUUUUUCUAUACAUAAAAUAUUAUAUUUCAAUAAAAACUGUACAAAAAUUAACAGUCGGACGAUUAAUCAUAUUAAUUAGUGUAGGGCUUUGGGCUACUUGCUCCAAUCACUAGUCACUUGUCUACUAUCAGACAAUAGUACCUUGUAUUGCUGUUUCGGGUUGAAGAGUGAGUGUGCCAUUGUUAUUACAGGCACAACGACAAUACCAUUGUUAGUGCGAGGAAUACGUAAUAUUCCUUUCAUUGUGAAUGUCUAGGCGGUUAUGACCAGUUAGUCUUUUCUCUUCACAAAUAUGGUCUGUAUGUAUUUGAAAUGACUUUGGAUUGUUAUAUCGCCCUCGAUUAACAAGACAGAUGUAAUCAUAGUAUAUAUAUAAAUUAUGUGUUUGUAAGACUUAGUUAUAGAACUCCUAUAAUGUUAUCCAAUUGCCUUAUUUUAUUUAUAUCCUUAGUUUUAAAUCUAAAGAUAUUCAUAAAAAGGGUAUUUUAUAGUUUUCUGCAUGUUUUCUCCUUGAAGGGUAAGAGAUUGAUUUUUUAUCAAGUUUUAGAUUGAUUGGGAAUAUGUUGCAAUUGUAUUUUAAAUAAUAGGUAUUAAAUAAUAACACCAAUAUCUGAAUGAGAUUUUAUCCAUAAUUAUUUCUGCAUGACUCAAAAAUUUGUCUCACUAUAUAAUUAUAGAUCAUAAAAUAUACAAUUUUUUCAAGAA